Helianthus annuus (common sunflower) is the source of this 1729-nucleotide messenger RNA. Its product is annotated as 7-ethoxycoumarin O-deethylase. NCBI's taxonomy places the organism in Eukaryota, Viridiplantae, Streptophyta, Magnoliopsida, Asterales, Asteraceae. The transcript is spliced from 2 exons. The coding region runs from base 18 to 1490 and encodes 490 amino acids. The record is from RefSeq and is a predicted model, not a curated record. Gene Ontology annotation, molecular function: heme binding; iron ion binding; oxidoreductase activity, acting on paired donors, with incorporation or reduction of molecular oxygen.
CACACCAUCCAAUAACAAUGGAACUUCUUAUAAUUGUGGCUACUCUUCUCUUAUCUUACAUACUUAUCUCGGUUUUGGGAUUCGGCAAACCGAAGAACUUACCUCCAGGCCCAACACGGCUGCCGAUCAUAGGAAACCUCCACUUGCUCGGAGACCUACCACACCAGUCCCUAGCCAAACUAGCCAAAAUCCAUGGCCCUAUAAUGUCUUUAAAACUCGGUCAGAACACCACAGUCGUCAUAUCCUCCUCCACUGCCGCGAUAGAAGUACUCAAAAAGCAAGACCUUGCUUUCGCCAACCGUUAUGUCCCUGACGCGGUGACUGCCUAUAACCAUGACCAACACUCCCUCUCAUUUCUCCAUGUCUGCACAGAGUGGCGCACCCUCAGAAGGAUCGUUACUUCCAAUAUCUUCUCCAACAAUUCCCUUGAAGCCAAACAACACUUGAGGAACCAGAAAGUUGAAGAACUAGUAGCAUACUGUCGGAAAGCUAGUCUUUCAAAUGAAAAUGUGGACAUCGGUCGUGCUGCAUUCAGAACCUCAUUGAAUCUUUUAUCCAACACCAUUUUCUCCAAGGAUCUGACAGACCCGUAUGAGGAUUCUGGUAAAGAGUUUAAGGAGGUGAUUACCAGCGUUAUGGAGGACUCUGGAAAGACAAAUCUUGUUGACGUUUUUCCGGUGUUGAAGAAGUUUGAUCCACAAGGGCUCAGGAGAAGAAUGACUCGUCAUUUUUCAAAGGUUCUUGGGAUAUUUGACCAGUUAAUCGAAGAAAGACAGCAAACGGGUAGCUUCGAGCAAGGUGAUGUAUUGGACGUGUGUUUGAAAAUGAUGCAGGAUAACCCAAAUGAGUUCAAUCACACAAACAUAAAGAGUUUGUUUUUGGAUUUGUUUGUUGCUGGCACUGAUACAACUUCAAUUACAGUAGAAUGGGCAAUGGCAGAAUUACUACGCAACCCACACAUCAUGACUAAAGCCAAAGAGGAGCUUGAAAAGGUUAUUGGUAAAGGUAGCAUCGUAAAAGAGGAUGAUGUAUCGAGGCUACCCUACUUAUCGUGCAUUGUGAAAGAAGUUUUACGACUGCACCCACCAGCCCCGUUACUUCUUCCUCGAAAAGUUAUUAAAGAGGUACAACUCAGUGGAUACAGCAUCCCAGCGGGCACACAGGUGUUUGUGAAUGCAUGGGCCAUAGGUAGAGACCCAACCGUAUGGGAUGACUCACUAGAGUUCAAGCCACAAAGAUUUUUGGAGUCUGGGGUUGAUGUCCGAGGUCAGGAUUUCGAUCUAAUCCCGUUUGGUGCUGGACGAAGAAUAUGCCCCGGUGUGCCACUUGCAACCCGGAUGGUCCCUAUCAUGUUGGGCUCAUUACUCAAUAAUUUUGACUGGGAAAUUGACACAGAAAUUAAACAUGAUGCUUUGGACAUGACUGAGAAACAUGGAACCACUAUAUCGAAGGCCAAACCUCUGUGUGUUGUUCCGAUACCACUGAAUUAGCAUCAAUUCAGCUUGUUGGAUAUAACUCUAGCUAAAGUCCAGCCAACUUUGUAUCGGAAUGUAUGGCACAUGAAUGACGUAGUUUGUUAAUUGAAUUAUGAUUAGACGAAUAAGGAGAGUCGUUGGUCAUGGUGUUGUCUGGGUUCACAGCUAAACACUAGGAAUAUUUGUUCAAUGUUUGUCUUUUUAUUUCUUUUCUUUGUAAGCUUUUAUUGAUCAAUAAAGUAAUCAUUUCAAAA